CGCCUUAUUGAGGGGUCCUGACAGUGAAAACUAUCAAGCGCCAUCACCCACUUCACUUAUGAAUAUAAACACAUGCACAUGAGGAGCAGUUAUGCCUGCUGAGCGUAAGAAGUCUGUAAACAUGGAGGAGAAAGAGACUGGCAAUAAGGACAAAGAUGCGGAGAGGCCAGCCGCCACCGCCUCUCGUGAGAAAAGCAAAGACGAGACCAAAAUGAGCGGAAAGAAAGAGGGAGGAAAGACACCGGACGAGAAGAAGAGACGAGCAGAGGAGGAGAGGAAAAGGAAGGAGGAGAAGGAGAGGAAGAAGAAAGAGGAGGAGAAGCUGAAAGCUGAGGAGGAGCAGAAGAGGAAAGAGGAGGAUGAGAAGAGACAACAGGAGGAGGAGGAGAAGAGGCUGCUGGAGGAAGAAGCCAAACGACAGAAAGAGGAGGAGGCUGCUCAACUCAAGGAGAAGGAGGAGGCCGAGCAGCUCCAUCAGGAGGCGUGGGAGCGUAACCACAGCAGGAAAGAUCUCCGCGGUAAGAACCAGCACGUGCAGGAGACACGUCCAGAGGAGGCGUUCUUCAGCCGUCUGGACUCCAGUCUGAAGAAGAACACGGCGUUCGUCAAGAAGCUCCGCACGCUCACGGAGCAGCAGCGCGCCUCCCUUUCUCAAGACUUCAACUUGCUCAACCUCAGCAAAUACAUCGGCGAGGCCGUGAGCUCCAUGGUGGAGGCCAAGCUGAAGAUCUCAGACGUGAGCUGUGCCGUGCACCUCUGCUCUCUGUUUCACCAGCGCUACGCAGACUUCGCUCCGCUGCUGCUGGGCGCUUGGAAGAGACACUUUGAAGCCAGGAAAGAUGAGAAGACGCCCAACGUGAGCAAACUGCGCACUGACCUGCGCUUCAUCGCCGAGCUCACCAUUGUGGGGCUGUUCACAGAUAAAGAGGGGCUCUCGCUCAUCUACGAGCAGUUGAAGAGCAUCAUCGGAUCAGACAGGGACACGCACACGCACGUGGCCGUCAUCAUCAGCUUCUGUAAGCACUGCGGUGAUGAUGUCGCCAGUCUGGUGCCACGGAAGGUGAAAAACGCUACGGAGAAGUUCGGCUUGUCCUUCCCGCUCAGUCAGAUCAUCAGUGCUGAGAAACAGCAGCCGUUCCAGAACCUUCUGAGGGAAUAUUUCACUUCCCUCACUAAACACCUGAAGAAAGACCACAGAGAGCUGCAAAACAUCGAGAGACAGAACAGACGGAUUCUUCACUCUAAAGGAGAGCUCAGUGAAGACAGACACAAGCAGUAUGAAGAGUUCGCCACCUCCUAUCAGAAGCUCCUGGCAAACACACAGACUCUGGCUGAUCUACUGGACGAGAACAUGCCUGAACUUCCUCUAGAUAAAACCGCCCAGGAAGAGCACGGUCCAGGCAUCGAUAUCUUCACACCAGGAAAGCCGGGAGAGUUUGACCUGGAGGGCGGGAUCUGGGAGGACGAGGACGCUCGUAACUUCUAUGAAAAUAUGGUGGAUCUGAAGGCGUUUGUUCCUGCCAUCCUCUUCAAAGAUAACGAGAAGAGCGGACAGAACAAGAAAGAGGAGCGUGAGGCGAACAGCACUGAGGAGUUGGAGAUUGAGCUGGAGGCUCUGGACAUCACCGAUGAUCCUCUGGAUCUGGACACGGCUGAUGAGACAGAGAGUGAAGAACUGGCCAAGAAAAUACUGGAUGAGCAAGAACAAGAGGAUGAGGAGGCCAGCACCGGCUCUCAUCUCAAACUCAUCGUGGAUGCCUUCAUCCAACAGAUGCCAAACUGCAUCAAUAGGGACCUCAUUGAUAAGGCAGCGAUGGACUUCUGUAUGAACAUGAACACAAAAUCAAAUCGCAGGAAGUUGGUUCGGGCUCUCUUCACUGUACCCCGGCAGAGGCUGGAUCUGUUGCCGUUUUACGCUCGUCUGGUGGCCACUCUUCACCCGUGUAUGUCUGAUGUAGCAGAAGAUCUCUGCUCAAUGCUCAAGGGAGAUUUCCGCUUCCAUAUCAGAAAGAAAGAUCAAAUCAACAUCGAGACCAAGAAUAAGACGGUGAGGUUUAUCGGGGAAUUGGCCAAAUUCAAGAUGUUUUCCAAAAACGACACGCUGCACUGUCUGAAGAUGUUGCUGUCUGAUUUCUCUCAUCAUCACAUCGAGAUGGCCUGCACGCUGCUGGAGACGUGUGGACGAUUUCUCUUCCGCUCACCGGAAUCUCACCUGCGCACCAGCGUCUUACUGGAUCAGAUGAUGCGUAAGAAACAGGCUCAGCAUCUGGAUGUGCGUUACGUGACGAUGGUGGAGAACGCCUAUUACUACUGUAACCCUCCACCGAUGGAGAAGACGGUACGCAAGAAGAGACCCCCGCUACAGGAGUACAUCCGCAAACUCCUCUAUAAAGAUCUGUCGAAGGUCACAACUGAGAAAGUGUUGAGGCAGAUGAGAAAGUUACCGUGGCAUGACUCUGACGUCAAGAGUUAUCUGAUAUGCUGUAUGGUCAACAUCUGGAACGUCAAAUACAACAGCAUCCACUGCGUGGCUAACCUGCUGGCCGGCCUGGUAGCGUAUCAGGAGGACGUUGGCAUUCACGUGGUGGACGGCGUGCUGGAGGACAUCCGACUGGGCAUGGAGGUGAAUCAGCCCAAGUUUAACCAGCGGCGAAUCAGCAGCGCUAAGUUUCUGGGCGAGCUGUAUAACUAUCGCAUGGUGGAGUCUGCCGUCAUCUUCAGGACUCUCUUCUCCUUCAUCUCGUUCGGCGUGAACACUGACGGCUCUCCCGGUGUCCUUGACCCCCCCGAGCACCUGUUCCGCAUACGGGUGGUCUGCACGCUGCUCGACACCUGCGGACAGUACUUUGAUCGCGGAUCCAGCAAGAAGAAGCUUGACUGCUUCCUCAUCUACUUCCAGAGGUAUAUCUGGUGGAAGAAGAGUCUAGACGUGUGGAGCAAAGAGCAGCCGUUCCCCAUCGAUAUCGAGUACAUGAUCACAGACACGCUGGAGUUACUGCGACCCAAAAUGAAGCUGUGUUCGUCUCUUGAUGAAGCUUGUGCUCAGGUCACACAGCUGGAGAGAGAGCUCCUCGUCAAACUGGGUUUGGAAAAAGACGGUCGCUCCUCCAGCGCUAUGGCUGAGAACGAGGGUCUGGAUGAGGAGGAGGAUGAUGAUGAAGAUGAGGGAGGUGCAGAGACAGAAGAACAGUCUGGAAAUGAGAGCGAGAUGAAUGACCAGGAGGAAGAGGAGGGCUCUGAGAAUGAGGAAGAGGAACAUGAUGAGGAAGAGGAGAACACUGACUAUCUGACAGACUCGAACAAAGAGAACGAGACGGAUGAGGAGAAUAAUGAGGUGAUGAUCCGUGGUGGGGGGAUCAAGCACGUGGCGUGUGCUGAGGAUGAAGACUUCAUCCAGGCGCUGGACAAGAUGAUGCUGGAAAACCUGCAGCAGCGCAGUGGAGAGGCAGUGAAGGUACAUCAGUUGGAUGUGUCGAUUCCUCUUCAGUUAAAGAGUCAGCUGAAGAAAAACCCUGCUCCCUCCUGCACGGCCGAUGCAGACACAGACAUCAGUAACACCAUGCAGUUUGUCAUGCUCACGCGGAAAGGCAACAAACAGCAGUUUAAGAUCUUGAACGUUCCGCUGUCGUCUCAUCUGGCGGCGAAUCACUUCAACCAGCAGCAAGCAGAGCAGGAGGAGCGCAUGCGCAUGAAGAAACUCACGCUGGACAUCAAUGAGCGUCAGGAGCAGGAGGAUUAUCAGGAGAUGAUGCAGUCCCUCGCUCAGAGACCGGCACCCGCCAACACAAACAGAGAGCGCCGCCCGCGAUACCAACACCCAAAAGGAGCACCGAACGCUGAUCUCAUUUUCAAGACCGGCGGCAGGAGACGCUGAUGAUGUCAGGAUGAGCACAUGACGGAGUCAUAACGAGAGAGAGACAGAAACAGACGGGUAGACAGCGGUGCUUUGGAUCCACCUGCUCUGGGAUGGAGACCCACCUAUUACGGACACGCCCUCCUGACUCCAGCCUCACCGCGGCAACCAAAAUGGAGCAUCAUCAGCUGGAGGAGAUGAAGAGGGAGUCAAGCACACACACACACACAUUCAUGGACACAAACAGUGUAGGAGUGUGUAGACGUGUGAAAGAGUUUAAUGCACACACGCGUGUGAGCGAUGCUGAACUGAAGCGUGUAUCGACACAAAGGUGAUUUGUUUUGACUGAUGCACUUUGAUAUUGUCCAGUGUUGAAACUGAAAUGGAGGUGAACGAAUCACUUAAGUUCUUCAGACAAACCUUCAGCUCAUGAUCGAGUUGCUUCACUCGAUCUCUUUCUAUUCUUUCUCCUGAUAUUGUUCUCAGCGUUGGAGUGCCGUAUGUGAUCUGCAUGGAUAACCGCAGCUGUGAACAUGUUCUGUGUUGCAGUAAAGUGACUUUGUGUCAUUUUUGUGACAGCGAUGUGUCCGGGUGAGCUCACUAACUAGUGCAGGUGACGUUAUUGUAAUACAGCCGCACAGAAUGCGGUAGAACCGGACAGAAACGUGUCUGUGGUUGGGACAGGUAAGUCUGUCUGAUACCUGACUCGAAUUAGACAGAGAAUCAUGUGACGCGUGUCCCAUCUGAAGGCAUAUAUGUGUCUAUUUACAGAAAGAUUUUUAAAUGUCAAGAUUUGAUGUGAUUUUGGUUGGGAUUUUCUGUCACUUGUGUUUGUUGUGCUUUGAAUCUCUUCAUGUCAUCAGUAAAAAGUGAUAGCUUGUGUUUUGAAAUGGGUUGUAAAGUGAUUCUGCUUUGUUUUCUACUCAGACUUUUCACUCAGUUGCCUGAAUAAACAUCUCUGUCAAAGGUG
Molecule: messenger RNA, 4823 nt
Organism: Triplophysa dalaica
Lineage: Eukaryota; Metazoa; Chordata; Actinopteri; Cypriniformes; Nemacheilidae
Gene: upf2
Product: UPF2 regulator of nonsense mediated mRNA decay
Exons: 22
Coding region: 92-3874 (1260 amino acids)
Biological process (GO): nuclear-transcribed mRNA catabolic process, nonsense-mediated decay
Cellular component (GO): cytoplasm; exon-exon junction complex
Molecular function (GO): RNA binding; protein binding
Source: RefSeq, a predicted model, not a curated record